Messenger RNA from Linum tenue, 339 nucleotides. The record is from the annotation of a GenBank genome assembly. Lineage: Eukaryota; Viridiplantae; Streptophyta; Magnoliopsida; Malpighiales; Linaceae.
CAUGUCCUCUUUUGCUCCAGUUUUUUCACGUGCAAUAUUUGGCUAAAGUCCACAUAAUUCUACUAUUUUUUCGUGAAGGGGAGAACACAGUGAGCACAUUGCAGAUAGAAGUGCUACUCUUGUUAUGCAGGAAAGGGUUGAACUUCAGGUGAUCAGCUUGCAGAUAGCAUCAACAUGGCUAGAUUGGAGGAAGAUUUACUCCAUAAUAAGUAUUUGAGAUUGCAAUUUGUAACUAGAACAAGUUGUAUUAAAUCUUUAGAUUCUUUGUUAAAGGCUACUUGUACUUCCAAAGCAACAUUCAUUAGUUCCUUCUACUUUUAUGACUAUUGUAUUGUUAUU